CUUUCCCUGUGCCACAGAGCUAGACUGAGUGCCCUGCGAGGCUGGUGGAACAGACACUGGAAAGGCGCCAGAUGAAAUAAGGGCAAACACGGCUGCAGAACAUGCAGGGAGAAGCCGUGCGGACUGAAAAGCAGUGAUUCACGGAGCGCCCGCACAACUCGGACACUCCUUGGGUUUCCCUCUGGGCGCUGCUGCAGGAUUGGGGUCAGUGAGAGCUGGCAUCAAGACGAAGGGCAGCCAGGCUCCUCCUCUUCUAAUCCUUUUCCACCCACCCCUCCCCCAGUACUCCCGUUGACCAGUGUUCUGGGCCUUUAAGAGUUGGAAGGGCUGGACCGAGGAGAGACCUCAUACCUCUCCCCCUCCCUACUCCUUCCCUUUGGCUGCGAGUCUGCCGGUCACAGCAGAAAACUGCAGCAGAAAAGGGGAGGCAGCCAGCGAGCGAGCGAGCGAGCAAGCGAGGAGAGAAGGAGCCCGGCCGGGUUCCCUCGUCCCACCGGAGAGAGCAUCGCACAGCUCACAGCCACAGGACUGCUAUCCUGCCCACGGUGACUCUAGCACCAGCUGGUGAUGGCGUCUCUGAUGCAAAGCCGGUUGCCUAUCAAUCAAGACCUGAUGCUGAUGCAGAAGGGCAUGCUGAUGCGCAAGGUGAGAUCCAAAUGCUGGAAGAAACUAAGAUACUUCAGACUUCAAGAUGAUGGCAUGACAGUCUGGCAUGCCCGGCAGGAAGGAGGCAAUGCCAAGCCCACCUUCUCAAUCUCUGAUGUGGAGACAGUACGUGAGGGCCAUGAGUCUGAGCUGCUACGCAGCCUGGCAGAGGAGUUCCCCCUGGAGCGGGGCUUCACCAUCAUCUUCCACGGCCGCCGUGCCAACCUGGACCUGGUGGCCAACAGUGUCGAGGAGGCCGAGGUAUGGAAGCGGGGGCUCUGGCAUCUGAUGGACUUUGUCAACGGCAUGGACCAACAGGAGCGGCUGGACCAAUGGCUGAGUGACUGGUUCCAGCGUGGAGACAAGAACCAGGAUGGUCGGAUGAGUUUCCAAGAAGUCCAGCGAUUACUGCACCUGAUGAAUGUGGAAAUGGAUCAAGAAUAUGCCUUCCAUCUUUUCCAAACAGCAGACACGUCCCAUUCUGGGACCCUGGAAGGAGAAGAAUUUGUAGACUUCUAUAAGGCGCUGACUAAACGUGCUGAGGUGCAGGAGCUGUUUGAAAACUUUUCGGCUGAUGGGCAGAAGCUGACCCUGCUGGAAUUUGUGGAUUUCCUCCGAGAGGAGCAGAAAGAAGGAGAACGAGCUCCUGACCUUGCUCUGGAACUCAUCGACCGCUAUGAGCCCUCAGAGAGCGGUAAAUUGCGACAUGUGCUGAGCAUGGAUGGCUUCCUCAGCUACCUCUGCUCAAAGGACGGAGAUAUCUUCAAGCCGACCUGCCUCCCCAUCUACCAGGAUAUGACUCAACCCCUGAACAACUACUACAUCAACUCCUCUCACAACACUUACCUCGUGGGGGACCAGCUUUAUGGCCAGAGCAGCGUCGAGGGAUAUAUACGGGCCCUGAAGAGGGGGUGCCGCUGCGUGGAGGUGGAUAUAUGGGAUGGACCUAGCGGGGAACCUAUUGUUUACCAUGGACACACCCUGACUUCCCGCAUCCCAUUCAAAGAUGUCGUGGCCACUGUAGCACAGUAUGCCUUCCAGACAUCCGAAUACCCGGUCAUCUUGUCCCUGGAGAACCACUGCAGCUGGGAGCAGCAGCAGGUCAUGGCAUGCCAUCUGACCGAGAUCUUGGGGGAGCAGCUGCUGAGCACCACCUUGGACGGGCUGCUGCCCACUCAGCUGCCCUCACCUGAGAAGCUUCGGAGGAAGAUCCUGGUGAAGGGGAAGAAGUUAAGGACACUUGAGGAGGAUCUUGAGGAAGAGGAAGAGGAGGAGCUAGAAUCUGAACUGGAGGGGGAGCAGGAGGCUGACCCAGAGCCAGAGGCCCAGUUGGAGUCUGAGCCCCAGGAGUUGAGUCCACGUAGUAAGGACAAAAAGAAGGAGAAGAAAUCCAAACCCAUCUUGUGCCCAUCCCUCUCUGCCCUGGUUGUCUACUUGAAGUCGGUCUCAUUCCACAGCUUCACUCAUUCGAGGGAGCACUACCGCUUCUAUGAGACAUCAUCUUUCUCUGAAACCAAGGCCAAGAGCCUCAUCAAGGAGGCUGGCAAUGAGUUCGUGCAGCACAACGCCUGGCAGUUAAGCCGUGUGUAUCCCAGUGGCCUGAGGACGGAUUCGUCCAACUACAACCCCCAGGAACUCUGGAAUGCAGGCUGCCAGAUGGUGGCCAUGAACGUGCAGACCGCGGGGCUGGAGAUGGACAUCUGUGACGGGCUCUUCCGCCAGAACGGUGGCUGCGGCUAUGUGCUGAAGCCAGACUUCCUGCGCGAUGCCCAGAGUUCCUUCCACCCUGAGAGGCCCGUCAGCCCUUUCAGAGCCCAGACCCUCCUCAUCCAGGUGAUCAGUGGGCAGCAACUCCCCAAGGAGGACAUGUCUAAAGAGCGGUCCAUUGUGGAUCCACUGGUGAGAGUAGAGAUCUUUGGCGUCCGCCCGGACACAACCCGGCAAGAGACCAGCUACGUGGAGAACAACGGUUUUAAUCCAUACUGGGGGCAGACACUAUGCUUCCGGGUCCUGGUGCCUGAACUGGCCCUGCUGCGUUUCGUGGUCAAGGAUUACAACUGGAAAUCCCGAAAUGAUUUUAUCGGGCAGUACACACUACCUUGGACCUGCAUGCAGCAAGGCUACCGCCACAUACACCUGCUCUCCAAGGAUGGCACCAGCCUCCACCCAGCUUCCAUCUUCGUGCAUAUCAACAUCCGGGAAGGGCUGGAGGGGGAUGAAUGCUAAGGUGGGCACUUCGUGGGAAGGGUGGGUGUGCUGGCUUGAGAUAGUAAGAAAAACCCAGAAGGAUGCUCCAGAAAGCAAACACAGGUGGUAAAAACCAAGUUUGGGAUUGCGCAUUCCUGAGCACAAUAUGACCUCACCCUUAACAGGCAAAUCUAGGACCUGAUUUCUCUCUCUCUCUCUCUCCCCCCCUUUCUUUGUUUUUGCAAGUCUGUGGUAUCUUUUCUGCUCCUUCCUCUGCAUACUCGACACUGGACUUCCUUUCUUCCUCUUGCCAUAGGCUCAAUCCCAUACCUAAAUCUAGGACUAAUCUCUCUUAUCCUGGCUCAAAGGCUGGCUGCAGCUAGAGGCCCAGAGAAGGGCUUGGAGCAAGGAACAUAGAGACAUCAUCCCCUCCACCCUGACCUCCUCAAAGCCCAGAGCCAAGGGAAAGAUAAAUCGAGCCUCAAAGCUCCCCAGGCAAAGGCUGGGGAAGGAGACCUGACCCCAAGGCUAUACUGUGACUCAAGAGAACAGCCCUGAGUCCCCACUGGACUGCUCUGCCCUGGCCCCACCUGUAUAAAUAUAACUUUUCUCCCCAGUU
Messenger RNA from Canis lupus familiaris (dog), 3451 nucleotides. RefSeq names its product phospholipase C delta 4 (gene PLCD4). Gene Ontology annotation, molecular function: phosphatidylinositol-4,5-bisphosphate phospholipase C activity; calcium ion binding. The transcript has 16 exons. The record is from RefSeq and is a predicted model, not a curated record. Bases 568 to 2871 code for a protein of 767 amino acids. Gene Ontology annotation, biological process: intracellular signal transduction; lipid metabolic process. NCBI's taxonomy places the organism in Eukaryota, Metazoa, Chordata, Mammalia, Carnivora, Canidae.